GUCGGAAAUUGCUGGAUUCUCUUCGCCAAGGACGUCUUUGCGCGCUGUUCUGCUGGAGAUUUCUUCGAUCUGCACUUUCGGUGGGUCUCCUUUGAAGAUCUGUAGCGGAUUUCGCCGCCAUGGCUGCGCCGUUUUUCUCGACUCCUUUUCAGCCUUACGUCUACCAGAGUCAGCAAGAUACUAUUACACCUUUCCAAAUUCUGGGCGGAGAAGCUCAAGUUGUUCAGAUAAUGUUGAAGCCUCAGGAGAAGGUUAUUGCGAGGCCUGGCUCCAUGUGCUACAUGUCUGGGUCUGUUGAGAUGGAAAAUACCUAUACGCCUGAGAAUGAAGUUGGGGUUUUGCAAUGGCUUUUAGGCAAGAGUGUCAGCAGCAUAGUUCUCCGUAAUACUGGUCAAAACGAUGGGUUUGUUGGUAUCGCUGCGCCUUCUUUGGCAAGGAUUCUUCCGAUUGAUUUGGCAAUGUUUGGAGGGGAGAUCUUAUGCCAGCCAGAUGCAUUCCUCUGCUCUGUUAACGACGUGAGGGUCAUUAACACUGUUGACCAACGAGCAAGGAAUGCUGUUGCCGUUGGUGCAGAGGGGUUUUUGAGACAAAGGCUAACUGGCCAGGGCCUGGCCUUCAUUCUUGCUGGCGGCUCAGUUGUACAGAAAAAUCUCGAGGUGGGUGAGGUUCUUACAAUUGACGUGUGGUGCAUUGCUGCUCUCACUCCCUCCAUCAAUGUCCAAAUCAAAUACAAUGCUCCUGUGAGAAGGGCGGUGUUCGGGGGUGAAAACGGAGUUACUGCGACGCUAACGGGACCAGGCAUUGUCUUCAUUCAAAGUUUGCCGUUUCAUCGGCUUUCUCAGGGGAUCGCAAGGUCGGUCGCGUCACCAAACAUGAGGGAAAACCCAAAGUUAUUGGUUCAGAUAGCGAUAUUCGUAUUCCUUGCUUAUGUUGUGAUUGUAUCUUCUUUGAUCUUAACCGAAGUAUGAAAAAGCCUGUGUUUAAUGUGAUGCUGCUCACCUUCCUUGUCCCUCGUUUUGGUUGGAAUAAUAUAUACAUAUUACAACAUAAGAUUGGUCUUCCCUUUUGUGUGUGUGAUCUUA
Tarenaya hassleriana is the source of this 1082-nucleotide messenger RNA. RefSeq lists its product as uncharacterized. Lineage: Eukaryota; Viridiplantae; Streptophyta; Magnoliopsida; Brassicales; Cleomaceae. The transcript has 10 exons. The record is from RefSeq and is a predicted model, not a curated record. Bases 120 to 968 code for a protein of 282 amino acids.